ACAAUGCCUAGUAACACGCAGGCGCAGUGUAAAAAAAAUACAAGAGCUAUCUGUGAUCAGAGAUGGCGGGCGCCUCCGACCCCCUGGAAGAUAUGCUCUUUUCAGAGGUGGAUGAAAAAGCGGUGAGCGACCUGGUGGGCUCGUUGGAGUCACAGCUUGCUGGCCAAAGCAACUCGGCAGGUAAAACAGACGAAAACGGAGGCGCUGGCUCAGUGGCCCCCGCUAACCAUCACUUAGGAAAAACGCUACCAGCUCCAGUGGGCACCACAACAGUAGAACAACAACAACAAGGACGGCGGAAUAAACCUGAGAUGCGCCAAGAGAUCAACUCUAAAGACGCUCGUCCGGAUAAAAUUGUCACAUCUCCUGCUGUGGGCUGCACACCUUCUUUCGACCAGCCCUCCUCCACCACUCCAGCUGCCGGUGUGAACGCCACUAGCAGCGGUUUGCAAUCACAUGGAGCAUCCAUCACAACACUGACUGCAUCUGGUGUGUCAACUUUGGCAGCUACGCCGAGCAGCAUCAGCACCACAUCCAGUCUGGGGUGUAAGGUUUCCCCGGGUGCAGGUGAAACGUCGACGGAAGCUAACCCACCGAGAAAACGCAUCAGCACCCCGCGGAGGAACGCUUCUGCGCGGAUCAAGAGUUUGAACGGAGCCGGUGUUACGACCAGGAGGAACAGCAGCACAGCGGUGGUAGAAAACGUAAGCUCUGUGGAUACAACUACAUCAAACUCCACCCGGACAGCAACAGCCUCUAUUAACACUUCCACUUUCACUGUAUCUAACGCCAACCUCCCUGUAGGUCAGUCUGCUAUUGCUUUGGACCGGGGGACUCCCACCAUUGCUUUACAUAGACUCCCAAGUCACAUUGUGGCGAGCAUUGCCCAGAACGGCAGCGGGACCAGUGUGUCGGCCUUGGUCCAGCAGGGCACCCGUAUAUCAUCCCCUACAUCCUCAGUUUCACAGGACAACAACAGCAAAACCCUCACAGACACUGGGGCUUCCAAAACAGACGAUUGUCAGUCAAAAAUUGUAAUGUCAAGCCAGUCUGUCAAUUCUGUAAUAAACACUGUCUCUCCUACACCUUCUGCUGUCACACCAACAACAACUUCAACAGCAGCAGCAACAACAACAACAGUAGUAACUCAGACACUGAGCUCUCCCACAGCUACUGCUUGUGUUACAACAAGUUCUGUAUGUGGAACUGCUCAGACUACAUCAGUGACCACCACCAUCAGCAUGGUCAGACCCGCAGUCCCCUCCCCAACACCUGCUGUAGCCACCACCACACAGUCUCAACCUCGUCCUGGACUCACAGCACCUCAGAGGAUCGUAGCCCCCCAGCUGAUUGUGAGACCACCUCAGCAGCAGACGACCAUUCAGCUGCCCCCUGGGUUUACCAUCCCGCCGGGGAUGGUGUUGGUACGCACCGAGCUGGGCCAGCUGGUGAUGGUUCCACAGCAGGCUUUGGCUCAGGCUCAAGCUCAGGCUCAGGCUCAGGCCCAGAACAACAUCUCUCCUCGACCCCCCACUCCCACGACAGGAGCGUCCUUUAGAGUAACAACGCCACAGAAGGGCCCUGUGGCUCCAGCCGUGGCUGUGACGGCUCAGCAGCAGACCCCCGUGGUUAUGGCCCCCCAGGCCCCGGCCCAGGCUGCCUCCCAACCCGCGCCUCCUCAGACGGGAAUCGCCCCGGCCCCCGGAGCUUCUGUCGUGUCCCAGGAAAUGCAAGAGAAUGUCAAGAAAUGUAAGAAUUUCCUGGCCACACUCAUCAAGCUGGCGUCUCACAAUUCUCCGUCCCCUGAGACCUCCAAGAACGUCAAGGCUCUGGUUCAGGACCUACUGGAUGCCAAGAUUGAGCCGGAGGAGUUCACCAGCCGGCUGCAGACUGAGCUCAAGUCGUCUCCUCAGCCUUACCUGGUGCCCUUUCUCAAGAAGAGCCUCCCGGCCCUCAGGCUGUCUUUGCUGAAUAGUCAGCACUCCCUGACCCCACCCCCGCAGCAGGGAGUCAAACCAGUGCCCGGCGGCACCCCUCCUGCCAUCGUGGCUGGGCCAGCUGUCCGCAUACGCCACCCCAAUAGCGUCAGCACCACUUCGGGUGCCAGUGUGCUGCCCGGCGGGACGCUCGGACAUGCAGCUGCUAUGGGUAUGAAGACAGCAGGGACUGUCGGGGGCCAGGUCCGGAUGCCCGUUAUGAUCACACAGUCUGUCAGAGCACAAGGCACAAUGGGGAGGGGAGCUAUCAUCCAAGCAGGCAAAAGUCCCAUGGGCUUAGCUGUUCAGAUCUCUGGGAAUCAGAAAAACAAGCUCAACGACCCAGGAGGAGGGCUCUUCAGGGAUGAUGAUGACAUCAAUGAUGUUGCCUCCAUGGCUGGGGUGAAUCUUAACGAAGAGAGCGCCAGAAUACUCGCCACCAACUCUGAACUCGUGGGAACGCAGAUCCGCUCAUGUAAAGACGAGGCCUUUCUCCAUCCGGGACUUCUCCAUCGACGAAUUCUGGAAACAGCUAAGAAAUUUGGAGUCACGGAAGUUCCCAUGGAGGCAGUGACGUUCAUCUCACACGCAACGCAGUCACGACUUCGGACAGUGGUAGAAAAAGUUUCAACGAUCGCACAGCACCGUCUGGACUCCUGUAAGGAUGAUGAGUGCUAUGAGCAGAAUGCAGACGUUCGAUCUCAGCUUCGCUUCUUCGAACAGCUAGAGAGAAUGGAGAAGCAGAGGAAGGACGAGCAGGAGAGAGAGAUCCUAUUGAAAGCCGCUAAAAGUCGCUCCAGGCAAGAAGACCCAGAGCAAGCUCGACUGAAACAGAAAGCUAAGGAGAUGCAACAACAGGAACUAGCCCAGAUGAGGCAGCGAGAUGCCAACCUUACAGCACUAGCUGCCAUUGGACCUCGGAAAAAACGUAAAGUGGAUUCACCAGGGGCCACUCCAUCAGGGACAGAGGUUACUGGCAGCACGGCGGGCUCCCCGGCCAGCUCCUCCACCCCGUCCACCUCGUCACGCCAGUACACACGGCAGCGCAUCACCCGCGUCAACCUCAGGGACUUAAUUUUCUACAUGGAGCAGGAGAAAGAGACCGCCCACUCCCUCCUCCUUUACCGUGCCCUGCUCAAGUAGCCUCUGCUCCACUCAGCGCCCACCUCAGCCUCCUCCUCCUCCUCCUCCUACUUCCCCCUUUGCCACGUGCCUUCAGAUCAGGUCUAAUGUUUCAGCUGUGUGUCUCCAUUCGUAUCGUGACGUUUGAUGUAGCUUUUCAUAAGAACAGAGAGAAAGAGAGAAAAACGUACAAAAACAAAACAGUUGUACUGCGUCUUCUAAGUUUAGAUCCACAGUGUGUAGUUAGAUUGUUCAGUUCAAAGGCCAUAUCAAGUUCUUUGUGUUGGAGUUGAUGACGGAACAGAGUGGGAUUUGUUUCACUAAAUUCAUGUAGAGCUUGUUCCAUGUGUGUCUGGUAACUAUUUAUUUGACAUUAAAGACGGUAGCUUCAAUGAAUCACCUCAAAAAAGGAUUAUUUUGGAGAAGAUAGUAAUGUUCACGUCUCGAUACAGCCUAUGAUAUAUUCUCCACAACCUAUUUGUUGAACCUGGUUCAAUGAAUGUAGUUUAGCUGAACACAAUAAACGAGAGAUUUUACUGAUGAAGUCGUUUUAAAUCAUAAAGAUUCCAAAUAACAGCACCAUAUUCGAUUUCCUUAUGUGUAAAUAGUUCUUUUUGAAUUAUUUUACAGCAUGUAUAUUUUUAUCACGUAAGCUUUGUAAGAAAAGGAAUAACCCAUGUGUCAAUAUUAUGAUGUUUUGUAAAAUCAUGUGCUUUGAAUGAGUCAGAACUAGACGGUGUAUUCUGUUCACCUGUAGAGUAUUUGUGAUGAGACAGUCCCCAUGAUCCGUCUGCAAAGAUCUUCAAACCACGAUCGCACUCUGACGACAGUUUCUGAUAGGUCACCCUUGUUGUGUGUGAGUCAGUAUUUUUUUACCCAGGAAUAAUGUGAACAUUGUUUUUAUGACUAGUUGUUUGUAAGCUGUCUAGGAUGGAAGCAACAAUACUGUUAGCUCACGGUUCAAUACGUACCUCGGUUUUAUAGUCACAGUUUUUGGUUCGGUUCGGUUUUGACAGUCCAAGCCAUAGUAGUGUUUUUUGUUUUUCCAUUCAGAAGUGUUUGAAGUGAAUUUUACAGGAGCAGCAAGGAGAGAAAAAAAAGCUAUUUUUUUAAUUACAUAAUUCUUUUUUAAUUUUACUUUUAAUCAGAAAAACAUUUCCAUUUAUACACAUUCCUGUUGCAUUGUAUGAUAUGGAUAAAUAAACAAAAAAUGUUCUGUGCUCACAGGGAGUGACAUGUUGGCCUCUCCAACUUGCACGUAUUCACUGCAUGUGACAACCAAAUGAUUUCUUUUAUGACUUUCAUACAGGAAACGGGUUUGGAGUGCUCGGCGCUUUAUUUCCCAAUCCAACAUAAAGUUAGCCGUUACAGUGAGCAAACUCUCUGUUGCCAGCAAAGUUCAACUAUCUAUGGUUAGAGUAAGGCUCUGUCUUUCAGCUUAUUUGUUUCCAAUGCCUGUACAUGUUGUUGUUUUCAAGGGGACAGGAAUAACCUCAGUGCAUACAAAUAUAUGAGAGGGUCCUUUGUAUCACUGAUCAAGCGUUUUUAUAAGGUGACGAAAGCCUGCAUCUCUAUUCACUGAAAAUGGCUGUAAAGCCUUGGCAAUGAACGCCUCUUCUGCCGUGUUAUUUUUUUUGUGUCUCUCUGAAACAGAGGGGUAUUUAUGAAGAAGGGCAUCAGCGAUGAACUGUUGCUUUUGUUACCUGCUCGGCUAUCAUGCUUCCAGACAGAGACAUCGCAGACUGAUGCCACCACAGACACACAUUCAUGUUGGAAGUCUUUUUUUGUUUACACACCACAGAUUUGAAAGACGUGGUGCUUCCUCACAUUAAUGCCUCUCCUAUCUGCUCAUCAUGUUAAAGUAAUGAGUAAAAUCUGACACUAGUAAUGUCAGCUCCCUCAAACUUUAGCCCAUUGUGGUUAGAUGCUGAUUCGUGGGGAGUUUGUUCGUCCCAGCACGUGGACUCAAAGGCUCUCACAAACAGAGGAUAUUAGCUAGUCAUACACAAAACUGAAAAUAUCACAAGCACGUAUUGGACCGUUGAUACCGCACCGAACAGUUCAAUAUUAUAUUGAGGGAACUGUGGAUCCCUACGGUCUACUGUCAUGCUCACUUCCUCUCAAACUUACCUGAUGAGGGAAAGAUUUGACUGGUAGAGGUUUACAUGAGGGUCAGUGACCAGAAAGAGGAAAGCUUCAGAUCAAAACAGAAAUUCCUUCAUCUUUACCUCUCACAGUACAAUCUGUUCAUUGAAUAUGUUUUUUUUAAAUCACAUUUCAAAUGUUCUCACUAUUGCUGGUGUCCUCCUGGAGCACCUUUAACCUAGCUAUGACUGAACGAUAGAAGUUGUCUUUAAUGCUAUUCAAUGCCCAGCACUUACAUGUUUGUGUUCCCAGAUUAAAAAUUGCAGCCGUAAAGAAGUAUUAAUUUAUUAUAAGAAAUAUUUAAUUCCAGCCUAAAUUAAUUUUAAAAAAUCCCAUUUUAAUUCAGUCUUUUUAAAAGUUAUUGAAGAGAGAAAUAGGACAAAUCGCCUGCUUUUACAUGUUGUAUUGCAUUGUCGCCUUUUAUCCUUUUUUUUUACUUCUUGUUGUAUUACUUAAUGUUGUCUCAUGUUUUUUUCUAUUUAACAAAAUAUCUCGGCCUCUAUGCAGCUUUUCUUGUCUUAUAGAGAUUUAUUUAAAAUUUAAAACAACUGUUGUGCAUUUUACAUUUUGACAGCACUUUUUUUAUUAUCUCUAUUCCCUGACAACUGAAAGCUGUCACUGUAUUAUAGCAGAUAAACGACUCUUUUCAUUAGUCAAGACUGUUUGCCAAAUUCUCUAAAGAGACUUAUUUUUAACAGUUAAUAUAUUUCCCUUUCUGUUCUCUUGAUUGGCUUUUAUGCUUGGCACAUUUUGGUAAAUUUUAUCUCCCAAAAGAACAUUAAAAAACAAGCACAAUAAUAUCUAUUGUGGUGAUUCCAAACAAUUUAUUAGUGUUUUGUAUUAUUUCUGGUGGUUUCACAGGAGGACAUUUCUACUACUACUACUACUACAGCUUUUUAGCCAAAAUAAUAGAACAUUAUAACUGAUGUAAACAGAUGGGGAAAUCACAUUUCAAUGUACGGAUGAUUUGUAAAUAUUGUUUACAAAACUAUGUGUUUAUUAGAACCACGUUAUUUUUGGUAAACUCUUGUACAUAUCCUGAAAAUUUCCUGUUUGUGUGAAAAAAACAAUACUUAUGUAUUUGUACCUAUUUUGUAAAGGAAUAAAUGAGCUGUUUACUAAACUGA
Messenger RNA from Notolabrus celidotus (New Zealand spotty), 6370 nucleotides. Its product is annotated as transcription initiation factor TFIID subunit 4. Gene Ontology annotation, biological process: DNA-templated transcription; transcription initiation at RNA polymerase II promoter. The record is from RefSeq and is a predicted model, not a curated record. Gene Ontology annotation, molecular function: RNA polymerase II general transcription initiation factor activity; protein heterodimerization activity; DNA binding. Gene Ontology annotation, cellular component: transcription factor TFIID complex. NCBI's taxonomy places the organism in Eukaryota, Metazoa, Chordata, Actinopteri, Labriformes, Labridae.